Pyrenophora tritici-repentis Pt-1C-BFP is the source of this 1180-nucleotide messenger RNA. Lineage: Eukaryota; Fungi; Ascomycota; Dothideomycetes; Pleosporales; Pleosporaceae. The record is from RefSeq and is a predicted model, not a curated record.
AUGUCUGAUUCUGAACGAGACGGUCCCUCUGAGGCGGCCAUUGCUAGCAAAUUGCGCGACACUGUCAUAGCGAUACAUAAAUCCGGAAAAGAUGACGACCUUACUGUCAAGCGCGUUCGUGCGCGCGCCGAAAAGGAGCUAGGCCUGGAAGAGGGCUUCUUCAAGACGAACUCGACAUGGAAGCAGAAAUCCCAGGAGCUAAUUGUAGAUGCUGUGCCGACGCCUAAGAAACAAGUACCCACACCGCGAGCGAAGCCUGCAGAGAAAAAGACCAAAGCAGCAUCCGAAACUACGCGUGGCGUAAAGCGCAAGGCAGCUGCGCCAGCGAAGAAGGCAAAGAAGCGCGCAAAGACCGAGUCCGAAGAGUCCGAAGCCCAUCUCUCAGAGCCACCUGCCGAAAUCUCCGAUGCCGAGAAGGAGGAGAGCAAACAACCAGAGGCAAAGGAAGAAAUUUCAGAUAGCGAUCUCUCAAGCGUCAUAGACGAGGCACCUGCUAAGAAGAAAAAGGCUGCUGCUGCAAAGGGCAAGAAAGAAAAGGCGCCUGCCAAACCAAAAGCUGCGCCCAAGGCCAAAGCCGAAGACGACCCAGACACUGUCGAAGUCAAACGGCUUCAGGGCUGGCUGGUCAAAUGCGGUAUCCGCAAAGUCUGGGCCCGCGAUCCUGAGCUCUCGAAAUGCGACACCACCAAGGAAAAGAUCCGUGUACUCAAGGGCUGGCUAAAAGACGUUGGCAUGGACGGAAAAUACUCAAAUGAAAAGGCGGCAAAGAUAAAGGAACAAAGGGAGUUUGCGAAAGACCUCGAGGCUAUCAAAGAGGGUGAGCUGGCGUGGGGCAAGACAAACGAGGUCACGGCUACCGGUCGACCUAGUCGCAGGGCAGCCGCUAGACCCGUGCCACAACAAAAGAUUGUACUAGAAGAUGAUAGCGAGGAAGAAGCAGAAAGUGGAGGAGAUGACAACAGUGACGACAACGAUGACGACGACGUCCAAGUCGACUCUGAAGAAGAGGAUGACGGAGACAAGAGUGAUGACUCUGCAGGCGACGAUUCUGAGUAAUAUUCUUCUAGGUGCCUUCACUAUCUAUAUGGGAGGCCCAUGUCUCAAGUACAAACUGGUAGCGCUGUUCUUUGGUAUAGUCAGAUAUUUGAUACCCCUAAAAAAAAAGUAAUCAAGUUCUCAC